UCUAACGUUAUGGCUAGAUGUCGCGAUGCCUACACUGGCAGAAUAUACAGAUGCAAUAGUGCUUGGUCCGAUUGGGUCCGCUGGGUAGUACUGGCAGUCAUCGUCAUUGCAUUCCUCCUCCUCUUCUUCCUAUGCUCGUGCAUCACCGCUCGUCGUCGAAGAAGAGCAGGUCGCACUCCCUUUUACGGCACCGGAUGGGCCGUUGGUCGCACAGCACCAGGCCAUGGCGUGCCCACCUACAACAACAACAACCAAUGGGCUCAACCUGCACCACCAUACACCCCUUCAAAUACAGGCACUCCUGGUCAGGGUGGAUACUAUGCGCCACCUCCUGGUGCACCACCAGGCGAAAACGCUGGAUACUAUGGGAACCAGCAUAACGGUGUAGAGCUUCAACAACCACAACAUGCCCACAACUACAACCGCGGCGGAGAAGACGUAUACGCACCACCCCUUGGCCCCCCACCCGGCAAGAAGGACGAUGGGAUCAUCCGUUAAAAUCGCCUACGCGCUUUACAAAGACAACAUACACUACGUUCACUUCGACGAGACUAAAAUGGUGCUAUGGGCUUACAUUUUCUGACAUGCCCAUCAAAUCGUAAAAUAACAAUGGUCAGGCAAAAGCGUCUGCAGUAAUGGACGGUGGCUAGGGUUUGGGCUUUCGCGGAAAUUGGGAGAACGGCGUUAUGAAGAG
Pseudovirgaria hyperparasitica is the source of this 694-nucleotide messenger RNA. RefSeq lists its product as uncharacterized. Gene Ontology annotation, cellular component: intracellular membrane-bounded organelle. The transcript is spliced from 2 exons. Gene Ontology annotation, biological process: vesicle-mediated transport. The record is from RefSeq and is a predicted model, not a curated record. NCBI's taxonomy places the organism in Eukaryota, Fungi, Ascomycota, Dothideomycetes, Acrospermales, Acrospermaceae. Bases 10 to 498 code for a protein of 162 amino acids.